GCCGCACCUCUCACCGCCCCAAUGCAAAAACACUGCUGAAGUGCUGAGACUAGCUUCUUCCGUGGUACCUCUGUCUCUCUGACUCUAAGCUGCCCAGUCCUCUUUCUUUUGAUUAGGAGACUUCAUACCGGCCCUGGGUUUAUUCUUAGAGCUCUCCCCACUUUAAGAUGGCUAGAGCUACAGACAAGAAGUACGACCACUUAUUCCAGCUGCUUCUGUGCGGCGACAGUUCUGUCGGUAAAACCUGUCUGAUAUCAAGAUUCGCUGAUAAUGAAUUUAGACAUACACACAUUAACACUAUUGGUAUUGACUUCAAACUGAAACUGUUUACCAUUAGAGACAAGAAGAUACGAAUGCAGAUAUGGGAUACUGCAGGACAGGAGAGAUAUGAGACACUAACUGCUCAGUACUAUAGGAAAGCUCAGGGUAUCAUUCUAGUGUAUGAUAUCACGAGAGAGGAAACCUUUAGAAAUGUGACAAAAUGGUUGCGGAAUAUAGAAGAUCAUGGUGUCAAAGGUGUAAAGAUAAUACUGAUUGGUAACAAGGUUGAUCUGGAGUCGGAAAGAAAGAUCUCUACCAGACACGGGCAAAAGUUGGCCAAUCAACACAAUAUUAAAUUCUUUGAAACAAGCGCAUGGAAGGACAUCAACGUGACUGAAGCAUUCACUGAGCUAGCAGAACAAAUAUUAGCAAAGGUGGAAUCAGGUGGAGGUAGAGACAGAGGUUCAUCAUCAAUCAGAGAGUCAGCAAUAAAACUCCAUGAGCAACAACCUACUCCAGCUACCAAAUCUCACGGCGGUUGUUGUAGCGGAGGUAGUAGUAACUGAUGGAAUAAUCACUCAAUCUUCCGUCUAAUUAUACUUAAUAUUCUUAUCGUUGUUGUUAUUAUUAUUAUUAUUAUUAUUUUGUUGUUUUAUGAUCUUGUUGUUCGUGAUUUGAGGAGAAUUUCAAAUUAAA
Molecule: messenger RNA, 957 nt
Organism: Amphimedon queenslandica
Lineage: Eukaryota; Metazoa; Porifera; Demospongiae; Haplosclerida; Niphatidae
Product: ras-related protein Rab-13-like
Exons: 8
Coding region: 168-827 (219 amino acids)
Molecular function (GO): GTPase activity; GTP binding
Source: RefSeq, a predicted model, not a curated record